CCUUUGUCAUCAUCCGGUUGCAUUUCUUCUAAUAUUGGUGGCCUUGGAGGAAAGGACUUCUUUCUCUCUCUCUCUCUCCCACAACAAACCGCUCCGAAUUGCAUGCUCCUUGCGCUCCCCACUCUCUUGAGGGCAACAAAGGCAGCAGCAGCGACUCGACCUACGUUUACAAGACGAGUCUUCUUGAGCCUUGACCUUCCACGACGGCCACAGCGCCCAGCCUGCGCCUCCACAUCCACAUCCUCCUCGAGAAAGUUGACAAAUUCGAGAAGCGAGCCGUUUACGGUGGACAAGGAUAGGACAAAGGCCACCAUGCCUGCAAAGCAGAAGCGUGAGCCGGAGACGCCGGACGAGGACGAAAAGGUGCUCGAUCCCAAGCUGGCUUCGACGCCCGACGUCGACGACGAGGAAAUGUCGCAGCCGGCCAAGAAGAAGAAAAAGACGACGACGACAUCCUCCGCGACCUCGUCCAUCGGGGGCAAGGGAAAAGACUGGCCGGACGUGAAGCGCAAUGCCUUCAAUCCGUCACCGACCAAAUUGCCAGAGAAAAACACACCGUUGCAGCAGCUGAGGGAUGCUCUUAAGAAGCACGGCGAGGCGCCGAAAGCCGAGGGAAACGUCGUCUUUUGGAUGAGGAUGCGCGACAUGAGAAUCGAGGACAGCCGAGGACUCGAACGGGCGAGCCAGCUGGUUCAGGAGCGAAAGGGCAGCCAUUUGAUUGUGCUGUACAUCAUCAGCCCGCAAGACUAUCUUGCACAUGAUCGAUCGCCGCGGCGGAUCGACUUCAUGCUCCGGAGCUUGGAGCAGAUCCAGUCACAGCUUGACGAGCUCAACAUCCCCUUCGCCGUCCUGACGCACGAGCCGCGCACGGCAAUCCCAAAAAAGGCGCUCGAGCUAUGCAAGGAGUGGGGCGUGUCGAACCUCAUUGGCAACAUCGAGUACGAGGUUGACGAGCUGUGGCGCGACGUUCAAGUGGUCGAGCAGGCCAAGUCAUACGAUGUCCACGCCGAAUUCCUCGACGACACCUACGUCGUCCCUCCCGGCCGAGUCUUGACCAAGGAUGGAAGGCCCUACAGCGUCUUCUCGCCGUGGAAUCGAAAUUGGGUAGACGUACUGUCCAAGACUCCCCAGCUGAUCGAGUCGUCCGAGGAGCCAAAAGCCAACGACAAGUCGGUCCGAUCGGACAGCAAGCUCAAAGGCUUGUUCGGUACAAAGAUACCGGAAAGCGUGAAGGGAUUCGAGUGCAAGGACAGGUCGUACAUGGAAAAGCUGUGGCCAGCAGGGUCGAAAGCAGCGCAAAAGGUCCUCGACAACUUUGUCCGUGGGAAAGGUGGCCUGCCCAUCCUGGAUGCGCCUGCCACGGGCGAAGACCUCGACAAGGUGCAAGCAGCAAGCAAAGAGUCGAGACUGGGCCGCUAUGGCACGGGACGCAACCUGAUGAGCGAGAAUGGCGCGAGCCGACUGAGCCCAUACCUCUCUGCUGGCCUCAUUUCCGCUCGUCAGUGCCUGCGCACGACGCGAGAUGUGACAAAGGGCAAGCUCCAGGUCGGCAGAGACUCGGGCCCUGCCAUGUGGAACACAGAGGUCAGCUUCCGUGACUUUUACGGACAUGUCCUGGCUGCGUGGCCGAGAGUGUGCAUGGGCCGAGCCUAUGUGACCCGGUACGAGGACGUGGUGUGGGAGUACGACAACGAGACGCUCGACAAGUGGCAGCAGGGCAAGACUGGCUACCCAAUCGUCGACGCGUCGAUGCGCCAGGGCGCAAAGCAGGGCUACAUGCACAAUCGUGGUCGAAUGGUUGUGGCCAUGUUCCUGACGAAACAUCUCAUGCAUGACUGGCGCGAGGGCGAGCGCUGGUUCAUGCGCAACUUCAUCGACGGCGACUUUGCCUCCAACAACGGCGGAUGGCAAUGGAGCGCCUCGACAGGUACGGACCCGCAGCCGUACUUUCGCAUCUUCAACCCCAUCUCGCAGAGCGAAAAGUGCGACCCACAGGGCGAGUACAUUCGGCAUUGGCUGCCCGAACUUCGGGGCGUCAAGGGCAAUGCGAUUCACCAUCCGUUCGAGAGGCUGUCAAAGGAAGAGUUCAAGAAACUCGACUACCCCGAACCAAUUGUCGAACACAAGUUUGCGCGCGAGCGCGCCCUCCGUCGCUUCAAGAAUGUCGGCGAAAAGUGAGGAUCAGGGAAGGGAGAGGGUCGUCUAUUUUAAUGAUUUCAUGCGUACUUGUACACUUGGUUGUCUUGUUCUCGGAAAGUGAAGAAUUGGAGAAGAGAGGGAAUGUU
Messenger RNA from Acaromyces ingoldii, 2285 nucleotides. RefSeq lists its product as hypothetical. Bases 313 to 2178 code for a protein of 621 amino acids. Gene Ontology annotation, molecular function: FAD binding; DNA binding. The transcript has 3 exons. The record is from RefSeq and is a predicted model, not a curated record. Gene Ontology annotation, biological process: entrainment of circadian clock by photoperiod; circadian regulation of gene expression. Gene Ontology annotation, cellular component: nucleus; cytoplasm. Lineage: Eukaryota; Fungi; Basidiomycota; Exobasidiomycetes; Exobasidiales; Cryptobasidiaceae.